Engraulis encrasicolus (European anchovy) is the source of this 823-nucleotide messenger RNA. RefSeq names its product chymotrypsin-like protease CTRL-1. The transcript has 7 exons. NCBI's taxonomy places the organism in Eukaryota, Metazoa, Chordata, Actinopteri, Clupeiformes, Engraulidae. The coding region runs from base 1 to 789 and encodes 262 amino acids. Gene Ontology annotation, biological process: proteolysis. Gene Ontology annotation, molecular function: serine-type endopeptidase activity. The record is from RefSeq and is a predicted model, not a curated record.
AUGAUGCUCUUGAUCGCCAGCUGUUUCGCCCUUGUGGUGUCCACCCUGGGCUGUGGUGUGCCCGCCAUCAGGCCUCAGGUCAGCGGCUACCAGAAGAUCGUCAACGGUGAGAACGCCGUGUCUGGAUCUUGGCCUUGGCAGGUGUCUCUGCAGCAAUCUAAUGGAUUCCACUUCUGCGGAGGCUCUCUGAUCAACCAGUGGUGGGUGCUGACCGCUGCUCACUGCCGUGUCAGGGCUGGCUACCACCUUGUUGUCCUGGGAGAGCACAACCGCGGCUCCUCUGCUGAGCCCAUCCAGGUCAUGAGGAUCGCCAAGUCCAUCUCCCACCCCUACUACAACUCCCAGAACUUCAACAACGACGUGACCCUGCUGAAGCUGUCCAGCCCCGCCCAGCUGACCCAGCGCGUCUCCCCCGUCUGCCUGGCCUCCUCCUCCACCUCCAUCCCCUCCGGCACCACCUGCGUCACCACCGGCUGGGGCAAGACCGGCUCCACCUCAAGCCCCAACAUCCUGCAGCAGGUUGCCCUGCCCCUGCUGAGCCCUGCUCAGUGCAAGAACUACUGGGGACAGAACAGGAUCACCGACGCCAUGAUCUGCGCUGGAGCCUCCGGCGUCUCCUCCUGCCAGGGUGACUCUGGUGGCCCUCUGGUGUGCGAGAGCGGCAAUGUUUGGUCUCAGGUCGGUAUCGUCUCCUGGGGAACCAGCAACUGCAACACGCGCACCCCCGCCGUGUACGCCCGCGUCUCCUACCUGCGUGGCUGGAUCGACCAGACCGUCGCCCGCAACUAGAUGCUGAAAACAAGACCCACGUUCAACUCACCAU